UUAUUUAUCAAUAUUUGCAAAUAUGGAUAUUCUAGAAACACUUCGUGCCGCCCAUUCACUUCCCAAAUUUGAAUAAGCCAAAUCAAUAAUCAAAUCAUAGACAAUAGAGCAGUGUGACUUACAAAACCAAAGAAAAAAACCAAAACCAUAUACUAGUAACAUUCUUACAUAUAAUAACCACAUUCCUAUUUCAACAACCUGUCUGUAAAUCCCAAGAAAAUGCACCACCACCCUCCUCCACCAACCAUCACCAGAACCACCACCACCAUCAAAAUCUCAACACCCUUUAUCAUUUUUUCCACCACUAUCUUCUCACUUCUCCUUAUUCUUUCCUUCUCCUUCACUUCUUCCCCUACACCCCACCCCCACUCCCAACAACCCCACCCUUCUCUUUUCCCCAAUCAUCAACCCCAUCGUCUCCUCUUUCAUCAAAACCCAAAUGACCAAAAUGCUCUCCUACCCCCACCCCCUUCCAUAGCUUACCUCAUCUCUGGAUCCACAAAAGACACUUCAAGAAUCAUCCGUUUACUCUUUGCAGUAUACCAUCCAAGAAAUCAGUAUCUUCUUCAUCUUGAUAGAAAAGCUUCUCAAUAUGAACGUGACAAUCUUGCACUGUAUAUUCAAUCUGUGCCUCUUUUUAAAGCUGCCCAGAAUGUGAAUCUUAUUGGAAAAGCUGAUUUUGUUUACCCAAUUGGCUCUUCUGCUUUAUCUGCUACCCUUCAUGGAGCUUCCAUUCUUCUACGUGUUUCUGCUCACUGGGAUUGGUUUAUUAAUCUCUCUGCUGAUGAUUACCCACUUGUUACACAAGAUGAUCUUCUACACAUUCUGUCAUAUAUGCCCAAGGAUCUUAAUUUUGUCAACCACUCAAGCUACAUAGGGUGGAGAGAGUCACGGAAAUUGAAACCAAUAGUUGUUGAUCCUGGGCUCUAUCUUGCAGAGGAAGAUGAAGUAUUUUAUGCAACUCAGAAAAGGGAACUGCCUGAUGCUUAUCAACUAUUUUCAGGGUCUUCAUCUACUAUCUUGAGUCGGAAGUUUAUCGAGUUCUGCAUCUUGGGCACGGAUAACCUACCCAGGACUCUGCUAAUGUACUUGUCAAAUUCACCAUCCUCGGCAUCUGUUUACUUCCCGACCAUUCUGUGCAAUUCAAGGAAAUUCAAUAGAACAACAAUCAACCACAACAUGCGGUAUGCUUCAUUUAACUCGAGAGAAGAGGUCCGUCCUCUCAAUUCCAGUGACUUCAAUGACCUGGUGAUGAGUGGAGCAGCAUUUGCCACACCAUUUGAGGCAAACAAUCCGAUUCUUGACCAGAUCGACCAUGAACUUCUCCAUCACAAGCACGAUGAACCAGUGCCUGGCGGGUGGUGUUUAGGUGAAAAUGAAACUGGGAAAUGUACUCUCUGGGGAGAUGCUGAAGUUCUAAGACCAGGUCCAGGAGCAAAGAGGCUGGAAAAAAGAUUUGUCCAGAUUUUCACUAAUGGUACAUUUCGUUCUAGUCGAUGUAUAUCUACGAAUAAAACUCCCUCAAGAUGAGAACAUACAGAAGAGACACACUCGAAAAUGUUUUCUAUCCGAAACAUCUCUACCUCCCAUAAUAGGGGUAGGUCUGCGAACACACUACCCUCUCCAGUCCCACUUGUGUGAUUAAUUACACUGGGUACGUUGUUGACUAGAAAAAAUCACACGAGCAAAAAUAUACAGAAGACCAAGUAUCUCAUGUAGUUUUUUGUUAGCAAUUUUGAUAGAGAGCUGAGUGUUUUAUAUUGAUUUUUUUUAUUAUUUUUUUAAAAAAAGUAAGGUUGUAUAUUGGUCUAUUGGACUGACUAGCUACUACUAGGGCAAUGUAAAUCAUUUUAUAAGAUCAUGCAUCUUAUUACUUGUUCAA
Molecule: messenger RNA, 1882 nt
Organism: Solanum dulcamara
Lineage: Eukaryota; Viridiplantae; Streptophyta; Magnoliopsida; Solanales; Solanaceae
Product: beta-glucuronosyltransferase GlcAT14A
Exons: 4
Coding region: 220-1530 (436 amino acids)
Cellular component (GO): membrane
Molecular function (GO): glucuronosyltransferase activity
Source: RefSeq, a predicted model, not a curated record